Cucurbita pepo subsp. pepo (vegetable marrow) is the source of this 1156-nucleotide messenger RNA. Its product is annotated as peroxidase 2. Gene Ontology annotation, molecular function: peroxidase activity; heme binding. Lineage: Eukaryota; Viridiplantae; Streptophyta; Magnoliopsida; Cucurbitales; Cucurbitaceae. The record is from RefSeq and is a predicted model, not a curated record. Gene Ontology annotation, biological process: hydrogen peroxide catabolic process; response to oxidative stress.
UCCAAAACUCCAAAAUGGCCUCCUCCAAUGCCGUUGCCUUCUGUUUCUUCUUGGCUCUUCUCCUCCCUGCCUCUUUAGCUCAACUCUCCGAGAAUUUCUACGACAAAACUUGCCCAACUCUCCCCAACAUUGUCCGCGCCGCCGUCAAGAAAGCCAUCGAUUCCGACGUCCGCGCCGGCGCUAAACUCAUCCGCCUCCAUUUUCAUGAUUGCUUCGUCAAUGGCUGCGACGGCUCUGUUUUGCUAGUAGAUGCUCCGGGCAUAAUCAGUGAGCUCAACUCACCCGGAAAUCAAGGAAUCCAAGGACUUGAAAUUGUCGACGCCAUUAAAGCCGACGUCGAGAGGAGCUGUCCCGGCGUAGUCUCCUGCGCCGACAUCCUCGCUCAGGCAUCGAAAGACUCUGUCAAUCUGCAAGGUGGGCCUAGUUGGAGAGUGUUGCACGGAAGAAGAGACAGUAAAAUAGCGAACAAAACAGGGGCAGAUGCGAACCUCGCAAGUCCGUUCGAGACUCUGGUUCAACUGAAAGCCAAAUUCGCAGCGGUUGGCCUCGGAACAACCGACCUCGUCGCACUAUCGGGAGCUCAUACAUUUGGGCGAUCGAGGUGCAGAUUCUUCAGCCACCGAUUUAGCAAUUUCAACAAUACGGGAAGCCCAGAUCCAUCGCUGGACCCCAACUACAGGCAAGUUCUAGAAGGGGUAUGCUCGGCAGGUCCAGACACAAGAGCCAAUUUCGAUCCAACAACCCCGGACGUGUUCGACAAAAACUACUACACCAACCUUAAAGUGGGAAAAGGACUCCUACAGAGCGACCAAGAGCUGUUCUCCACUCCUGGGGCGGACACAAUCGCCAUUGUGGACAGCUUUGCCGCCAGAGAAGGGACGUUCUUCAAGGAGUUCAGACAUUCGAUGAUGAACAUGGGGAACAUCAAGCCUUUGACUGGAAGUAGUGGGGAAAUCAGAAGGAACUGCGCAAGGGUGAACGCAGCAGGGAUGGGUGGAGAAGGGCACGAUGUUAUGUAGGACCCACCAGCUUGGUUGUUGUGUUGUGUUGUGUUGUGGAGUUGUUAAAUUAAGUAUGAUUAAGCUAAGGUUUGUGGUUAUGUAAUCUGUGUGCGCCCUUUUCUAAGUUAUGGUAUGCCUUUUUCGAGAUGAGAUAA